CUCUCCUCUGCAGACGUCACAGAGUCAUCAGGACGUGAUGGCGGCGUUGGCGUUGACCCCGGCGUGUCCGCAGGCCGCCGCUCUGCUGCAGACGCUGCAGGAAGCCGGGGAACGGGCCCGACAGAAGGCGGUGGACCGGCUUCUGACCGGCCAGCUGCCCGAAGCUCUCUGCAUGAUCAACAUCGCUCUGGAGAACUGCCCACAGGACCCACAGCUCUACCUGUUCAGAGGGAUUCUGUACAGACGUCUGAGAGACUUCACGGCAGCCAUCGAGGAUCUGGUCCAUUCUGUGGAGCUGGGUGAGAAAGAGGAGGAGGAGGAGAGGGAGGUCAGAGGCAGCAUCUCUCUGCAGGAGGACGUGCAGUUCCAGCUGGUGCUCACCUACAAUGAUUUUGCGGUUCAGUGUUUCAGCAGAGGUCUUUACGCCGAGGCCACGCUGCUGCUCACCAAGGCCAUCGAGGAGGGGCGAGGACCAGCCGGUCUGUACCUGAACAGAGGAGACUGUUUCUUUAAGCAGGGGGAGUGGUCCUUCGCUCUGGCGGACUACCAGCAGGCUGAAGAGAUGACGCAGCCUGACGACCCGGCUGUUCGGCUCCGCCUCGCCGUCAUCCACAACACGCUGGGCUCCCUGUGCUUCCAGAACGGGUGUUUCCAGAAAGCAGCUGACAUGUUUUCUUUGGCGGUCCGGUACAACCCCACAGCCGGUCUGUACUACGAGAACAGAUCCAAGGCGUUUAGAAAACUUCUGAACUUUGAGGGGGCCAGGAAGGACCUGAUCUCCCUGCUGAUCCUGGAUCCCACCAACGAGGAGCUUCCUCCCAUGCUGAUGAGUCUGUUCCCCGGCUGCAGUGAGUCUCAUGUCCUGUCGAGUCCAGCAGCUCAGGCAGUCAGAGCUCAGCUGAUGGAAACCAUCCAGGCCUGCAGCUCUUCCUCUGACCAGCAGAGGCUCAGUGAGAAGCUGCAGGAGAUGACUCUGAGCGGUGAGGACUCAGAGAGCCAAUCAGAGGAGCCUUCAGGAGCAGGAGAGGAGCUGAGGUUGUGUCUGAACAAACAGGAGAUGAAGAUGUUUGUGAAGAGCGUCGUGCAGGUAGUAGAGCUGCAGAGCGUUAUGGGAGUAACACAGUAACCAGAGCUACAGCUCCAGCUAGUGGAGGGAGGCUGAACUACAGCGAGGACACGACGUGUGAAGGCUUUAAGACUUACAACAUGAUUGAAGCUGCAGCUUGCAAAGACAACAAGGAAACAGGACGAGUUUCAGACGACUCUCCGUGACCGUCCUCCUCUGGACCACGCCGGACACUGGAGGGGGAGGUCAAAUCCACAGGAGGGAUCUCUGAGUGGACUAAAGAAAAACAUUAAUGUUCAUGAACUCUGAAAAUAAACUAUGAAGACUCAAAGUA
Molecule: messenger RNA, 1400 nt
Organism: Notolabrus celidotus (New Zealand spotty)
Lineage: Eukaryota; Metazoa; Chordata; Actinopteri; Labriformes; Labridae
Product: tetratricopeptide repeat protein 16-like
Exons: 8
Coding region: 38-1126 (362 amino acids)
Molecular function (GO): protein binding
Source: RefSeq, a predicted model, not a curated record